Messenger RNA from Cataglyphis hispanica, 2589 nucleotides. RefSeq names its product 5'-3' exonuclease PLD3-like. The transcript has 13 exons. Lineage: Eukaryota; Metazoa; Arthropoda; Insecta; Hymenoptera; Formicidae. Gene Ontology annotation, molecular function: catalytic activity. The record is from RefSeq and is a predicted model, not a curated record. The coding region runs from base 513 to 2432 and encodes 639 amino acids.
UCCGUUCGGUUCGACUUAUGCUCUUCCGUUUCGCGCCUUAGUCAACUUCCGGUCGUGCACCGGAGCGGAUGUGUUAAGGUGGUUGUUGUGUGUGUAUUCUUGUUCGAAUUUAUUUUUUUUUUCUAUUUAUCUCUUUGUAAGAAAUUGAAGAGAUUACAUUUAAUUUAUUAUUAUAAUGAGAAACGGCCUUCAAUACGAAGAAAUAUGAAGAAACUCUGCAUUGUCCGAGUACCGACGUUUCUGAUCGAAUACUUUUUUGUUGUCCAUCGCCCGUCCUCGAGAGGACAGUAGUGGAAGAGACAGGCUUCGAAUACGAGUGCCUUAUGGAAUGUGUUUGCAUCGAUAAAGCAUGUGCUCCAAUAUAAACGAUAUUGAUGGGAAUGUUGAACAUGGUGCAAAAGUCAGAUAACGGAAACGGCGCCGGCCUCCGCACGCACGCGAUUUUGAUCGACCGCGAGUUCACCGCGGCCUUGGUGCAUUAGACGACCGUGGAUGCAGCAGAUGCAAUCAGAAUGUCAUUCUUCGGGCGGAAAAUGGGUGGUGGAAGGAGCGGUGGAGGAGGUUCCGAGCACACCGGUCGUAACUUGCAGGACGGUCUGUUUCAGAUCGCGUCGCAAGCUUGCCAUAUCCUAGUGCAAGUGAAUAACACGCACAAUGUUUCUUAUGGGGGUAGCAAUAAUGUGAAUAAUAUCGCGUAUUCGAAAUAUUCUACGGCCGGCGGUUCGACCGCUCCGACAACGUCGUCAUCAACGAAAGGGACGACCAUCGACAAAACUUAUCCGAAGUAUGCGGAGUCUCGAGAUAAAGACCAAGAUGUGGUCGUAUUACUGCCACAUCGCAAGAACAGAGCACCGCGACUUAAGCACAAAUUGUCGACAGUGUCCGAAAAUGCACGAUUGGACGUAAACUCUCCAGGUGGCGACGAUGACUUUGAGUUAUGGGACCAGUCUGGAUUUAUGUUAAGAACCGAUAUUGACGAUCCUCUCAUGAAUGCAAAAUGGGGCGCGCAGAAUUGGUGCAGACCCAGUUGCAUACCGAUAACGAUCAUAUUAAUUUUGAUCGUCCUGGUUGUACUUUUGCCAUUGUUGGAUCACGCGGCGGACAAAUACACGUUAAAUUCUACCGCAUUGGAUUCAGAAUCUACGUGCAUGGAUCAUUGCAGUAUAUUCUUGGUGGAAACUAUACCCAUAGGUUUAAAUUACAGUAAUAAUACUGCGCGGCAUAAAACUAUCUAUGAUUCUUGGUUGGAUCUCAUUGAAAUGGCACAGGAUACUAUUGAAAUCGCCUCACUUUAUUGGACGAUGAAGGGGGAAGAUGUGCUUCCCGAUAAUAGCGCUAAGGAGGGAGAAGAAGUGUUCCAGGCACUCUUAGAAGCUGGAAGAGAUAGACAGAUAGUGUUAAAAAUUGCACAGAAUCUUCCUUCUCGCUUGUCACCGAAUGUCGAUACACAAAUUUUGGCCAGAAAAGCUAACGCAGUGGUGAGGGAUUUAAAUUUUGCUGGAUUGUUGGGUAGCGGUGUACUUCAUACAAAAUUGUGGCUCAUCGAUCGUACUCAUGUAUACGUUGGGUCAGCCAAUAUGGAUUGGAGAUCCCUUUCGCAAGUAAAGGAACUCGGUUUGGUGGCGUUGAAUUGUUCCUGUUUAGCGAAUGAUUAUGCUAAAAUAUUUGAUGUGUAUUGGAAGUUAGGUAAAGAUGGUAAAGUGCCUUCCACGUGGCCAGAUUCUUUCAGCACAAAGAUAAAUAUAGAUAAUCCUAUGAAUUUUACAUACAUGGAAAAUAAGUACAAAAUAUUUAUCGCGAGCUCACCUCCGCCGUUUUCGCCGAAAGGCAGAAGCAACGAUCUAGACGCGAUCUUAUACUGCAUUGCUAAAGCGGAAAAGUUUAUUUAUAUCUCUGUGAUGGAUUAUUUCCCAUUAACAAUAUAUUCUGCACAAAUAAAAUAUUGGCCUAUAAUAGACAAUGCUCUGAGAGCAGCAGCCAUCGAACGUAAAAUAGAUGUGCGUCUUUUGAUUUCCUGGUGGAAACAUUCAAGACCGUCCGAAUCGUAUUUUCUUAAAUCAUUGCAAGAUCUUACGCACUCGUACACUAAUGUCAAAAUCGAAAUAAAAAGAUUUAUCGUACCCACUUAUCCGGACGUAGAUAGAAUACCGUUCACGAGAGUAAACCAUAAUAAAUAUAUGGUAACUGAUAUAGCAGCCUAUAUAGGAACGAGCAAUUGGUCGGGCGAUUACUUCAUUGACACAGCCGGUAUCGGUACUGUAUUCGAAAGCGUUGGACGUCAAAAUAGGGAUAAUAUAAGACAACAGCUGGAAAAUAUCUUUCACCGUGAUUGGUAUUCCAACUACUCGUUCCCAUUAUAUAAUAUAAGUGAGACACGUUCCGAAAACUCAUGGGGUUUAUCGAGAAAUUCAUAUCAGCGUUUGUCUUAUUAAACUUAUAUAGAUACGUAAUUAUAAUAUAUGUAUAUAUACAUACAUAUAUAUGUAUAUAUACUCGCCUUGAUUACGACUUUUAAUUAUGAAAAAUUUUAUCGUAUUGAUCGUAUUAUCAUAUUUGCAAAAAGAGAAUUCAUUUCAUUUAUCAAUGGAA